Chlorocebus sabaeus (green monkey) is the source of this 3946-nucleotide messenger RNA. It is a transcript of the gene ADO, whose product is annotated as 2-aminoethanethiol dioxygenase. The record is from RefSeq and is a predicted model, not a curated record. Gene Ontology annotation, cellular component: mitochondrion. Lineage: Eukaryota; Metazoa; Chordata; Mammalia; Primates; Cercopithecidae. Gene Ontology annotation, molecular function: oxidoreductase activity, acting on single donors with incorporation of molecular oxygen, incorporation of two atoms of oxygen.
UCUUGCACCUCGAGUCAUCUUUUUUAAAACAAGAAAAACACCUCUGCAUCCUGAAAAAGAUCGCUUUAUUCCCAACAUGUGUAAUAGUUCCUCCAUUUUCCAAUCAACUAAGUGAACUCUCUCAGCGCUCAAGCGGAAGGCCGGACUACAAGUCCCGGCAUGCUCUGCAGGGUCCCCGGGCGCCCGGCCACCGUCGUAGGUGCGGGCCGCAUGAAUGGAGCACCGGGCGUAAGGCAAAGCCUGGCACCGUCCGCGCGGCCGGUAUCUGCUCCCGGAGCGUGAGUGCGGGGUGUGGGGCGUGCGCGUGCACGCUCAGAGGGGGCGCAAGGCGAGCGCGCCGGGCAGUUGCGGGCGCGUGGCUGCUGAGGUUGGCGGCGGUGCCGCGCGCCCGACGGGCCGGUGGUUGCGGGGCCUCCCGCCUCGACCCGGGCUGCGGGCAGCCGUGGCGGCCGCCGGGGACCGCAAGGGGCGGAGGAAAGGAGGGGGCCGGUCCCGGUACGCAGAGGAGCAGCCGACCAUGCCCCGAGACAACAUGGCCUCCCUGAUCCAACGGAUCGCCCGCCAGGCUUGCCUCACCUUCCGGGACAGCGGGGGCGGUCGCGGCGCUUCCGAUCGCGGCGCGGCUUCUGGCCCGGAGGCGCCGAUGCCGCCGGGCUUCCCCGAGAACCUGAGCAAGCUGAAGAGCCUUCUGACCCAGGUCCGCGCCGAGGACUUGAACAUCGCCCCGCGCAAGGCCACACUACAGCCACUGCCGCCCAACCUGCCGCCAGUCACCUACAUGCACAUCUACGAGACGGACGGCUUCAGCCUGGGCGUGUUCCUGCUCAAGAGCGGCACGUCCAUCCCGCUGCACGACCACCCGGGCAUGCAUGGCAUGCUCAAGGUGCUAUACGGCACCGUGCGCAUCAGCUGUAUGGACAAGCUGGACGCGGGCGGCGGGCAACGGCCGCGGGCCUUGCCGCCCGAGCAGCAGUUUGAGCCGCCGCUGCAGCCCCGGGAGCGAGAAGCAGUGCGGCCGGGCGUGCUGCGUUCGCGGGCCGAGUACACCGAGGCCAGCGGCCCCUGCAUCCUGACACCGCACCGGGACAACCUGCACCAGAUCGACGCCGUGGAAGGGCCUGCCGCCUUCCUGGACAUCCUGGCCCCGCCCUACGACCCGGACGACGGCCGGGACUGCCACUAUUACCGGGUGCUGGAGCCGCUCAGGCCCAAGGAGGCCUCCAGCUCGGCCUGUGACCUGCCCCGAGAGGUGUGGCUCCUGGAGACCCCACAGGCCGAUGACUUCUGGUGCGAGGGAGAACCCUAUCCAGGUCCCAAGGUCUUCCCUUGAAGCCACCGGCGCCCAGGAGCAGUGGGCCGAAGACGUGCCCUACCCUACCACAAGGGCUGUGUCUCUCUCUACCCCCUAGCCUGGGCGUUGGAUCUACUGGAAUGAGCAGCAGCCGCUUCCUCGGCAGCCUUGGGAAGCACGGGCCACUGGACAGCAGCCGCCGGGCACGGUUAUGGGGGCGGAGUGGGCGGGGAGGCUAGAUUGUUUCCUGGUACCGUCACUGCCACUGGGGCUUUGAUUUGGAGGAAUGGGGCAGGGGACCAUCUGAAGCGCUUCCAUCCUAAAGCCAUAAUGAAAGUAUCUUCCUCUCUUCCCCAUUCUAUACAAAAUACUAAGUGGUUUUCUUCCUCCCACUCCCCACCCCUUAGGUAAAUAGGGUUUAUUUUCCACUCAUGCCCUUAUGCCCUUUUUUUCUUGCAGUUUUAACUUAUUGACUGUGCAUGACCCAGUGGUUUGAAUUGUUUUUAGUUCAAGUCAUUGGUAAAAACUAGGUUUAAAGAGAUGAGCUACUGUUUAAAGUGAGCUGGCCUGCCUAAUUAAUUCCUUGUGAAAAUUAAAUGAUUUUUUCAGUUUGGGGAUCACUCUCACAACAUAACUAUGCAUGUAGAGGACAAGAUUUAUUUGCUUUCCUCCCUGUGCCCAGUAGCCACAUCUGGUUUACUCAGGCAGCAUCUACUAAGAAAUUCAGCACCUGCAUAAUCUCUGUGACAUGGUCACUUAGAGCUUAUCUUCCCUAUGAAUCUCCAGAUCUGUGAGUUGAGCAGAUUUCAUGUUGCAGAUUCACCUUUAAUGCAAAGACUGUAUUAUCCUCACAUGACUUUUUUUCUUGUCUUACUGUACCUUAAAAGGUGAUAGAGUAAUUCUGUUUUCUAACGGGAAGAUUCAAAGGAGCUGAAUGUGUUAUGCUUCCAAACAACUGAAUGUAAAACACUCCUAGCCAGCUGUCGUAUUCCCUAUCUUUAUUUACUUCCAAUAUUUUACUGUAAAAGUAGGGAGAAAUAUUAUGUUGAUAGCUGUUUCACAUUCUCUCAGGAACUCUAAUGUUCCCGACUCGGGUAUUUCCAGCUGUGUUGCUGGCAGUGUUGUCUCAACCCUCUCCCUAAAACGACUGAGCGCUGGGUUCAUCUAAUGUGGUUUUCUGUAGGAAGAGAUAGAAGGCACAGAAGAUCACAGCUGGAGAAUUGAGAAUUAACUAGACUGCUAGCCAUUUUAGGGCACCAAAACUUGGGAUUAAACACUUCCCACUUCCCACUCCCAAACCCUGAAAUGAACAGUCUUGCUCUCUGUGACUAGUUUUAUUUUUGUGCGUUUAAUAGUCUGAGCAGUCUCACCUUGUUUACAGAUGUAUUGACACCAUUUGCUUCAGGCCAUGGAGCACUGUUUCUCCCUUUUUACUAUUUAUAAGAUUCCUUUUUUCACAAAACUUUUAAUAAAAACAAAUUGUAGAAAUAAACACAUUAAAAUCUGCCCAGCUGUCGUCUAAGCCCUCUUAAUUGACUUGCCCAAGUGGCAAUAGAGUUCUAAUAUCUAUAAUAAAGGGAGAUUUGCUAUUGUUGGUGGAAUGUUGAACCGGUAUGUAGAGAAAGAGUAUGUGCCUUUGCCUCUUUAUACACACAGAGACCCAGGGUGAGAGAGUAUUCCCAGUUUUUAAGAUAGUAUAAAAAAGCAAAUACUUGGUGAGUGAUUUAAAAAUAAAACCAAAACAAAACACAAAAAGAUAUUCCACAGGACAUGCCACUUUAUUAUAAAACCUGACACAGGCAUAGUACCAAGUAUUUCCUCCAGGGUUGUUAAAAUUGUUUUAUUGUAGCUCCACAUUCUGAUGUCGUUUAAAAUGCCUUUGGGGGCAGUUCGAAGCAGUUCUUCAUGCCACUUAGUUUGAAAAUAAAAUUCUAGAUAUGCAAAUGAUUUUCUUAGAAAACUUCACAAAAUAAAAGGUUUUUGUUUUUUUUUUCCAUAGCACGGUAAUGAAUGUGGUUACCAAUCAUAUACUUUUUUGGAUUAUAUUGUAGCAAAAAGUUGAUUAGCUUACAAAGAUUAUUAAUAGCAAUGUAUGUGUUAUAAUACAACCUAGAGUACAUUAAACUAACCUACAAAAACUCAUCCUGGCUGUAGGAUAGUAAUAAAGGAAGAAUUAUGACUUCAUUAUGAAAAAAAAAAAAACGUUUUAAAGUUUUCAGUUACAAGCAAAUUGGAAGAAAAUACCUAAGGUGCUUUCAAAAGAGUAACUGAAAUUGUUGCAGGCCAAAACAGCAAUAUGAUAUCUCAGAUUCAGUUCAAUAAGAAUAGUGAAAGUUUUGGUUCACUAAUAAAUUCUGAGUAAAUUAGUGGUGAAGACAAAAUGUAACUUGUUUUAGUGAGCCACUAAGGAAAGAAUAUGCUUAUUACAAAGACAAAGUGUGGUGCAGAAAGUAUGUUGCACCUGCGUGCAUAAACUAUUCGUCAUGACUGACUUGAUAUGUUGCUAUUGUGUUUCUAUAUACUCCCUCCAAUAUAGAUAAUUUUUAAUAACAACUGUGGGAUAAAAGUUGUCUUCCCCUAGGAAAGACUAAUGAGCACAAUGAUACUAAUCACUUUUGUGGUGAAUAAUAAAUGCAAUAAUUGCCUCAUGGGUGA